AGGGUUUCUCUUCUAUUAUGAAUCCUAAGUCCUCCGUUCCAUCUGCAGCAAAUCCAUCACCAAGCAUGCACAGUUCCAACGGGAACAAGAGAGUGCUCGCAGUGGAGGGAGUGGUGAAUGUAGGGUACGGAGUGAUUGAGCAGUGGGCAUUGUUGUUGAGGAAUGCGUGGCCUAAGGUUUCUAUGGUUCUUAAGAUUUUCAAAGAGCAAGGUGUGAUUUUGACUGCACUUUUAGGUCUAUCUGCAUUCUUGUCAAUGGCGGAGACUUCUAUAACUACACUCUGGCCAUGGAAGGAUCCUAACCGCAAGGUCCAUAAACCUGUGAAAGGUGUUUUAAGACUGGAAAUUGAGAAGCACCAGACAUUUAAUGCGGAGCUGGAAAAUAUUUCAGAAAGUGCCAGCAUGACCAGUGAAUCCAUGGACCUAGGGGAUCAAGUUACUGAUGCAAUGUUCAUUAAGAGCCCCAACAAUGGUUCUGAUGGGCCUCAGAGUAGCAAUUCCAAGUGGAUUCCUAAUGAUGGGAAAAAUGCAUCUGGAAAUGGAAACACUCAUGGAAAUCCAGAUCUCAAUGUUGGUGAUUUCCAGGCAUUUGACUUUCGGACAACUUUGAGAAACGAACCAUUCUUGCAGCUUUUCCAUUCUCUAUAUGUAUAUCCUUUAACUGUGAGCUUGAGUUGGAAAAGGAAUCUAUUCGUAAGAGUUGAGCUAAGAAAGAAUGAUGCAGAUGUUCAUAGACAAGCUAAAAUUGCAAUGUAUCCAAGGGAACCUGGUUUAUCACUUCAGAAGUGGGCUCACACGCAAGUUGCUGUUGGUGUGGCCUGCUACCAUGAUGAAAUUAAAGUUUCUUUCCCUGCUGUUUGGACACCAUUGCAUCACCUUCUAUUCACUUUCUUCCAUGUUGAUCUUCAAAUGAAUCUAGAAGCUCCAAAACCAGUUGCUAUUUUGCUUCUUACUGAGAUCACUCCAAAAAGUAUAGCUGUUCACAAUCCUAUAGAGGUGGCUAGAUUUGUGGCCAGUGGCAUGGCUUUGCUUGAUACUACAUCUAGUGGGAAGAAUUGUUACUUAUUUAUCAAUGGGAAUAAGGAAAUCAUAUCCUCCAUUUCUGAACCUUAUGUUACUGAAGAUGAAUUAAAGCUGAUGCUACGUGGAGCAGAAUUGAGUGGAGAAAUAGAGGAGGGAGAGCAGUUCAGAUGCUCUAAUUUUAUGAAUUCCUUGCAAGAUAUGAUUGAAACUGUAUUAGAGAUAAAGGAUACUCAUGUUAGAGAGGUCAUGACACCCCUUGUUGAUGUGGUUGCAAUUGAUGCAAGUGCAACUCUUGUUGAUUUUCACCAUCUGUGGGUGACUCACCAAUAUUCAAGGGUACCUGUUUUGGAGCAGUAUGUUGACAAUAUAAUUGGCAUUGCAUAUGCAACGGAUGCACUUGAUUUUGUUUGGAAGGGUGAGCAACUUGAAAGUUUUACUGUGGGAGACAUGGCUCACAAACCUGCCUACUUUGUGCCUGGUACCCAUUGACUUUUUUCUUUAGUUGAUAUCUUAAUGAUGUUCUUUGGGUUGAUUUUUUUUUUUUUCUUUUUAAGUUGCUGUUACCCCAUUUUCUCACCAUAUUAUCCACAUUUAACGUGAAGAUGUCAUUUCUUUUCUGAUUUUUGUAAUCAAUUGAAGUGCAGAAGACCCUGUUUCAUUAGACUUAUUUGUUGUUUUAGUAGUUAUUGUCCAGGGGAAAAGAAAAUGGAAAAAAUAGAAUGCUUCAACUAUCUAUACAGUACAAUUUAGAAAGUUGGUUUUGCAGAUUCAAUGUCAGUCUGGAAUCUUCUUAGAGAGUUCCAGAUCAAGAAGGUUCACUUGGCUGUUGUUCUUAAUAAAUAUGGUGGAACUAU
Molecule: messenger RNA, 1876 nt
Organism: Rubroshorea leprosula
Lineage: Eukaryota; Viridiplantae; Streptophyta; Magnoliopsida; Malvales; Dipterocarpaceae
Source: the annotation of a GenBank genome assembly